AUGCCUGUCUGUCUGGAUGACAAAGCGGAUUUUCGACCCUCUCCAGCCUAUGCAGUGUCGCGUGACCUCCAUUCCGAAGACGAAGUUGCCGAUGAAAUGCAGAGUCUGCGCAAUGACAAGGCGUCAAGAAAGGACGAUAGUCCCACUGAAAUCUAUGAGGCUUGUGUCGGCACUCUGGUUCCUAGGCUUCGUAAGGCGAUUGGACGAGCGUGGACAGAUCAGGCCGUUCCUGAUAACUGGGGCUCAGGAAUCCUUAUACUUGUCCACAAGAAGAAUGAUACGAUAAUUUGUGAGAACUAA
Dibothriocephalus latus is the source of this 300-nucleotide messenger RNA. The record is from the annotation of a GenBank genome assembly. Lineage: Eukaryota; Metazoa; Platyhelminthes; Cestoda; Diphyllobothriidea; Diphyllobothriidae.